Molecule: messenger RNA, 5947 nt
Organism: Ictalurus punctatus (channel catfish)
Lineage: Eukaryota; Metazoa; Chordata; Actinopteri; Siluriformes; Ictaluridae
Gene: socs5a
Product: suppressor of cytokine signaling 5a
Exons: 2
Coding region: 327-1889 (520 amino acids)
Biological process (GO): intracellular signal transduction; phosphatidylinositol phosphate biosynthetic process
Cellular component (GO): phosphatidylinositol 3-kinase complex
Molecular function (GO): 1-phosphatidylinositol-3-kinase regulator activity
Source: RefSeq, a predicted model, not a curated record
CUCUUCUCUCCUGCUGCCACCAUAUCGGCCGUCAGGGAGCGAGGACGGCAGAGGGAAGAGGGAUUUAGGACUAGUUUUUCCUUUUAAAAAACAAAAGAGUCCUAAAAAUGUCGAUGUCUCGAUCGACGUGUGCACUCGUAGCCUGUUCCUGGAUAAGAUGUUGCUCAUGAGGCUGGACGUGUCUGUGUUUUAUCCGCCGACUUGUUCCGACACGGGGAAAAUGUAUCCGACUUUUCUUGGUCGCGUUUUUGUCGCAAACAAAGAAAACCCGUCGAGAAAAGAGUAAACGAGGACAACAGGACUGCAGGUUCAGGUGCCCCCACCUCAUGGAGAAGGUAGGCAAGGUGUGGAACAACCUAAAGAGGGGAUGUCAGUCUCUGCUCCACCAAGAUGGAAGUUCCCGUGGGGAAACGGAACCACAGACACAUACGUUUUGUCAGAGUGUGGACCAGACCCAGGGAGAGAGCACACCGGAACUCGCCAACCUGUCAACACAUCCUGUAGUGUCACGGAGGGUUAAUGGCAGCGUGAUACACCGGGGUCAUAACUGCGUGGCAGAAGUGCCUCACAUACUGGAGAUCACAGUUGAGCAGGACAGUGAAGAUGGGUGCCCUCCUCUGGGUGCCCGCAGAGACUCCUAUUCACGUCACGCACCUUGGAGUGGCAAGAAGAGGCACUCAUGCUCUACCAAGGCACAGAGUUCCCUGGAGACCGCAGACCGACGGAGUGGCCGCUCCCGCCGGAGACACCUAGCAAAUGGCAGCAGGGAUGAACCAGACCCAGGACUACCACGCUCACUGCGCCAGCAGCUCCAUGAAACAAUGGGCCUGUGCCUCCCUCUGCGUCUGUCAUCACGCGGCACCCACUCACGGGUGCCCAAGCGCAAGAUCCAGAUCACCGAGCUAAUGCUGGAAACAUGCCCCUUCCCUCCUGGCUCUGAUCUUGCUCGUAAAUGGCACCUCAUCAAACAGCAUACAGCCCCUGUUACAACUACAGCAGUGGAUUGCUCCACGGACUCCCCUAAUGCUGCUUGUGCAUCCCCAGAGGAUGAGGAAGAACGUCUACGUGAACGACGAAGGCUCAGUAUAGAAGAGGGAGUGGAUCCACCUCCUGAUGCUCAGAUACACACCGUAGAGACUAUUACAGCUCCAUUGGCUACAGUCUACAAGCUGGGACCUAAACUAGCCCCUGGGACAGGGGAGGCCUUGGGUGAGAGCCGGGGAGCCACGGCAGCCGACUGUGACUCUGAAGAUGAUGACACCACCACUCUUUGUUUGCAGGCCCGCCGUCCCAAGCAGCGCCAUAAUUCAGCAGAGGGCCUCUUGGGGGGAAAGCAGCCAGGGCCCUGGAAAGUGCACACACAGAUUGACUACAUACACUGCCUAGUGCCAGACCUGAUGCAGAUCACAGCUCUACCUUGCUACUGGGGUGUAAUGGACCGCUACGAGGCUGAAGCACUGCUCGACGGCCGGCCUGAGGGCACCUUUCUGCUGCGCGACUCUGCCCAGGAGGACUAUCUGUUUUCCGUUAGUUUUCGUCGUUAUGGUCGCUCGUUGCAUGCACGUAUUGAACAGUGGAACCACAACUUCAGCUUUGAUGCCCACGACCCCUGUGUGUUCCAUGCAGCCACAGUCACAGCGCUGCUGGAGCACUACAAGGACCCCAGCGCCUGCAUGUUCUUCGAGCCUCUGCUCACUUUGCCCCUUCACCGGACUUCUCCAUUUGGCCUGCAGACCCUGGCUCGGGCCGUCAUCUGCCGUGGGACCACCUACGACGGCAUUGCAGCACUACCUUUACCCCCAGUGCUGCAAGACUACCUCAGGGAGUAUCAUUACAAGCAAAGGGUGCGGGUGCGCUGGCUGGAGCGAGAGCUGCUCAAGGCCAAGUGAAACAGAGCACUACUCGUAAUAAACGAAAAAAGGGGUUUCGGUGUGGGAGGGGGUUACACUGUGUACCGAGCAACAAGGGAUGGAGCGCUCUCCCUGAGGAACAGUCCAUUCAGCAUUUUUCAGGAAAAGUUUGGAGGAAAAGUUAUUUUUGUAGGAAAAGGCUUUUGAGGUGAAGGGUAGUCAAUGUAGGGGCCUGAACCUGAAACCCAGUAUAUAAGCUUCUGGGGCUUUUUUUGUUUGUUUGUUUGUUUGUUUAUUAUUACUCAAAACAAAUACAUAUACAGCUAAAGCAGCCUCCAGUAGACACAUCAAUGUGGACUGAAACAGUGGGGGCCUUUUACCUUCCCAUCCCACAUUUCCCAGCGUCUUUUUGCAUUGCUUCGAAGUAGAGGAGUCUACUUCUAAAGAAUGCACUCAUACACCUCCAUUGUCUCACUGAUUAGCUGCUUGCUUUUAUCUUUACACUACUUUUAUUCUUUUUCAUAUACUAACACAAAAUUCAGCCCUUCACCUCCAUAUUUAAAAAUGCAUUGGAAAUAAUAAUAAAAAACAACUUUUAAGAUCAUAUCAUGGAUGAUUUUGGCAAGAUGGUGUGCCAUGUGCGGAGCUGUGAUCAAGUUAUGUUUACCUAUCAAUCUUUGCAUUCAUGGUGCUCUGUUAGUGGUCCCAAGGUUACAUUCUGUGCUCACCCUGUUGGGAAGAGUUGAGCAGGCAUCUAAGAGCAAGGAAACAGACUUUGGGUCUAUAGUAUUCACAGACAACAAGAGCGGGAAGUCUGUGGAAGAUGGACUUUGUUUAGUACUGUGUGUUCAGACUGCUGUUCUAGAAGGUUCGACAGAAGGUCUCUGACAUUCUGCUUCUUUUCACUUCCACGAAGUGAUGUUGAUGAUGCAUAAUGUGGCUACAGUGUCAAUUGUGUGUUACGUGAUGCGAGUGUGCCUGGAUUUCUAAAGACAUAGUCACUCUGUGUGAAAGUUCCAUUGCUAUCAAUAUGUUUUGUAAUCAUUAAUUCCUACCACUAAUUGCACAGGAAGUGGUGAUCAUUGUAAUUCUUCUUUUUUUUUUCUUUUCUUUUUUUUGUUCUUUAAAUUGUGAAAUGGACUGUCCGAGCCGUGGGAGAAGAGGUGUGUUAAAGAGCAUUUAACUCAACUGUGCUUAUGUUAGUGGGAGCAGCAGAGGCAAUAUAUAAUCCUGCAACACUGGGACCAUUGUUAAGCAUAAACACAUUUAUAUAUUGAUAGACACAAAAACACACAGACUCUAUAAGCUCACCUUGUCUGAUCCACAUUGCACUAGAGGUCUACAUCUUGGUGAUCUUGUCAGUCGCAUUGCAUGGAAUGACAUAACUGUUUCAAAUUUAUUCUAUAUAAUAGUUCUCAUAGUCUCCAAGGUCCAGUUGAGCCUACGUAGAUCCAUAGCUGUCAGUUAUUCGACUUUUCACGACUAAUACACAUUCAAUAUGAACGUUUCCUCCUAAUGGUUGGAAUACAUUUCUAGCAUAUCAAUAUUUGUGCUUACAGCAUGACACAUCAGCAAAGAGAAUGAUGGGGAGUGGACUGAUCUCCUCGUGAAUCUGUUGUAGGUGUAUAUUUGUUUCUUUAUUUUGUCCCUAUGUGCUGUGAAUAAUCAGGUAGAUCUAGUCAUCUGCUAUUGCCUGGUUAAGUUCAGACUCCUGGCACUGAGAUAAAGUGUUAAGUCGUCUCUACCUGCUCCUGAUGCACAACACUGCCCCCCUGUCAACCGUGAUCAAGACAUCUUCCUAUAUGAUCCCAUCUCAUAUUAUCCCACACAAUGGGAGGUUUCUAUUCGUAGAGGACUAGAUGUCAAGUCCCAUGUGUCAGUGAAUUAUUUGGUUUGACGACUGGCAUGUUUGCAAGAUUCCCUGACUUGUACUGCCUCAUAUGGAAUAGUGGCAGUGGGGCAGGCCACAGGCUCACCUGAGAACAAUGGGGUCUUGAGAAGGCUGGUUGUCCCUCUCAUUGCCUGGCUGUAAAGGUGUGUCAUGCUUGGCCUGGUUCCAAGGGCACUCUCAGUAACUUGAUAUGUGUGUACAUUUAUCAGGGCAGUAGAUGAUGAAGUUGGAUGAGAGCUUGUGGAGUGUGAUGGGGUGUUGGCUCCAUGGUGUACUUCCAUUCUCUCCCUCCCUAGUUUUAUUAGAAAGAUGUACAGGAUAAAAUUAUAUUGAUACAGAUUUUAAAUAUUUUUAAUAUUAGCAGUUGUAACAAAAUGAUUAGUGGUGAGGUGUCGGACGGGAAAAUUCUCCAUUUGAAAUGGGGAUUGUCCAGUUCAUGUGUAGGGAAAAAAAAAAAGAAAUUGAAUAAACUGGUACAAUGUGUCAUAAAUGUGUAUGAUAUAAAGUAUCUAUUAAAGUGACCAAAGGUUUUGGUUUUGACUGUAGCAGAUCCAAAUGAAUCCAUUGACUAGAGAAGUGAUAGGCUUACUGCAUCUUCCUCUCUGAGUAAGUACAGUUAAUAUUUACAGGUUAAACAUUUCAGAUACAGAGGACCCUAUUUUGAGACCCAAAAGGUGCUCAUGGGCUUUCUGUAGUAUGACAUGCGAAAGUGCCUUUCUCUUCUUCAAACUACCAUGUUAACUCUGGAGAUAUUUAUUUCAGAUAUGUCGACAUAGUAUCUGAAGUAUUGACAACUUGCAACUAAAGAGAAGCUCAGUGUCCCACCACAUAGUCCAAAAGUAUGUAUAUGAAAGUUUUAGAAUUGGAUAGUGAGCGUGUAGGUAUGUAUGUGUGUUAAAAGUGGACAAAGAGGCUAUACGGAUCGUGUAGAGGGGGGAAAAAAAGAAAAAGCUUGCAUCCUACCAGGUUCUGUGCAAGCCUAGACUUUUUUUCCUUGAUGCUCAUCCUGCACCUGCUCACUGUUUAAUGGUACAGUGUUUAAUGUUUAUGUUUUUAGGCCGUCUGGUGUCUGACUCCGUGCCUUAAUGCUUAGAACAAGAGAAACUGCACGGAGUGGUCUGCAUUCUCUGAGGCCACCAAGAGACUUACAGUGAGAUGAAAAAGACCUGGAUGUCGGCGCUGAUAUUUAGAGGCUGGUUGUUUACUUGAUUCUGAAUUGUAUGUGAACAGAGGUAGCAUUUUAUGAAUUAAAAUAAGAGUUUAGUCUUAUGGCCCCAAGCAUGUGGGCACAAGUAGCCAGAAUAAAAGAUACUACUUUGACUUGAUAACACCACAGUUUUCUCCUUAAGGGAGAACGUGGCAAGCCAUUUCAUGAGUAAUCUUGCACACUUAUUAUAGGAGAAAUUGUUUCCUGUUCAAUGUUAUCUGGCAUGUUUCUGUAGAUAUAAUAUAGGAAGGUUGAGUGUAGUAAUGCUUAAAAGGUGAAUUAAAUGAAUGACUGGUCAUCUGUCUGACGUAUAUUUGAGUUAUUUACAUAAGUCCUUUAUCGCAAGGCAAUGGAUCUUGAACAUCAUGAAUACAACUCGUCACUUUAAUGCUGUAUAUGCACAUUUAGUUGAGGGGAAGAAGGGUUGAGCAGUGAAGGUGGGGGGUGUGUGGCCUGGGUGCCAUGGUAACAGCACUUGACAAUGAUUGGAAGUAAUAGAGAUUUUCCUGCCCAGUGUCUGCCACCACCUUAUUGAUCUGACUGCAAAAAAAAUAAAUAAAGCCCCUCAAAGCAUUUGUUCAUUGACCCUUCGUGAAUUCUCUGGAGUCACAGGUAUAUCACACUUUCUCACCAUCUUUGUUGUUUUUAAUAUAUAUAUUUUUUACACUGCCCAAGGAUUGUACUGUACAGUGUAAUCACUCACUCUUUUCUUUGUCAGUGUCUUCUCUCUGUCUUUAUAUCUCAGACUCUUUCUCUCUGUCUGUCUCUUGUGUACAGUUAAUGAACUUUGCUUCCUGGCUAUGUUACUAAGUUGCUCUGUUUGUAUUAUUUUUUUGACUUCAGUUACAGUAUGCUGUUUGGGGGGGGGCAAAGGGGGCACCAAGUCAUCCUCUCCCACCAGUAGCUAGCUGUAACACCCAGUAACACACGUGGUGCUCUUGGCUUAUGCUUCAUUGUCUUAAUAUUAAAAAAGAUAAUAAAACUGUUAUACAAUGUCAA